AUGGUGGUGCCCCCGGGGGCAGUGAACGCGGGCACCAUGAACAGCAUGCUCUUCCCCCCACCGGUGGGCAUCACCGCCACCACAGGGCUCUCACCCUGCUGGAUGGCCCGCAUUGCCGGGUCCUGCACCCCCCAGAACCACAUGUCAGGCCGCCCAGUCAUGCGCUGCGCGGCUGCCUCCAGAUCCAUAGUGGCUAGC
Aspergillus novofumigatus IBT 16806 is the source of this 198-nucleotide messenger RNA. RefSeq lists its product as uncharacterized. The record is from RefSeq and is a predicted model, not a curated record. The annotation marks the transcript as partial. NCBI's taxonomy places the organism in Eukaryota, Fungi, Ascomycota, Eurotiomycetes, Eurotiales, Aspergillaceae. The transcript has a single exon.